UUUUGUCCUCCGGUGAGUUUCUCACUUUUUCCUUGCCUGAUUUCUCCCAGUGACGGCAGUGAAGACUGAAGAAGAAGAUGCUGUGGGUAGACAAGUACCGACCCAAAACCCUAGACCAGGCAAUUGUCCACCAAGACAUCGCCCAAAACCUCAAGAAACUCGUUGCAGAGCAGGAUUGCCCCCAUUUGCUCUUUUAUGGCCCUUCCGGCUCCGGCAAGAAAACCCUCAUCAUCGCCCUCCUCCGUCAGGUUUUCGGUCCCAGCGCCGAUAAGGUGAAAGUGGAAAAUAGGGCAUGGAAAGUUGAUGCUGGGAGCAGAACCAUUGAUAUAGAGCUGACUACAUUGUCAAGCACAAACCAUAUUGAAUUGAACCCCAGUGAUGCAGGCUUUCAGGAUAGAUAUAUUGUCCAAGAGAUAAUUAAAGAAAUGGCUAAAAAUAGGCCCAUUGACACAAAAGGGAAAAAAGGAUAUAAAAUCUUAGUGCUGAAUGAAGUUGACAAGCUUUCAAGAGAAGCGCAGCAUUCUCUUCGAAGAACUAUGGAGAAAUAUAGUGCUUAUUGCCGGCUAAUACUAUGCUGUAACAGUUCUUCAAAGGUUACUGAAGCAAUCCGGUCUCGGUGUCUAAAUGUGCGAAUAAAUGCACCAACAGAAGACCAGAUUGUUAAGGUAUUGGAGUUCAUUGGAAAGAAGGAAGUGCUGCAACUUCCUUCUGGAUUCACUGCUCGUAUAGCUGAAAAAUCAAAUAGGAGCUUAAGGAGAGCUAUAUUGUCCUUAGAAACUUGUCGUGUCCAACAGUAUCCCUUUACAAGUAACCAAUCGAUACCCCCAAUGGACUGGGAGGAAUAUGUUUCUGAAAUCGCCUCUGAUAUAAUGAAGGAGCAGAGCCCAAAAAGGCUUUAUCAGGUGCGGCAGAAGCUGUAUGAGCUACUUCUAAAUUGUAUUCCUCCAGAGAUCAUCUUGAAGAGGCUGCUUUAUGAGUUAUUGAAGAAAUUGGAUGCAGAACUGAAGCAUGAGGUCUGCCAUUGGGCUGCAUAUUACGAACACAGGAUGCGUCUUGGGCAGAAAGCAAUAUUUCACCUGGAAGCAUUCGUGGCGAAGUUCAUGAGCAUCUAUAAGGCUUUCCUCAUUGAAGCGUUUGGCUGAACUCUGCACUAGCAUGGUUUCCCGUCGACCUGAAAUGUAUUUUUUUCUACUUGAUGGCAAUGAAUUGUACUCAGAGUUCGGUGUUUAUCGUGUCAGUAGAUGUUAUGAACGACGUGCAUUGUCAGCAUCGUGUCAGUAGAGGUCGCACUUGGUGCGAUGGCAAGUGCCUUCGUCCAUGAGCGGUAGGUCUCGGGUUCGAGACUUGGGAGCAGCCUCUCUAUAAAUGGGGGUAAGGCUAGCCGACAUUCACCUCUCCCAGACCCUGCGUAAAGCGGGAGCCUUGUGCACUGGGUACGACCUUUUCUCACUUAGUUUGUAGAAUGGUUAGCAUUAGACAACCUCUGGCAUCCUCCUACUCAGAAAACUUUUAGCUUUGUUUAUGCUGCAUUUUCCCGAAAGAUUGUAUUUGUAUUAGAGAAAACAUUAUUUUCCUAAUUAGGUUUUAUUUAAAUUGUUUGUUAUUAUAU
This is a messenger RNA of Malus domestica (apple), 1609 nucleotides long. Its product is annotated as replication factor C subunit 3. Gene Ontology annotation, biological process: DNA-templated DNA replication; DNA repair. Gene Ontology annotation, cellular component: DNA replication factor C complex; nucleus. Gene Ontology annotation, molecular function: DNA clamp loader activity; DNA binding; ATP hydrolysis activity. The record is from RefSeq and is a predicted model, not a curated record. NCBI's taxonomy places the organism in Eukaryota, Viridiplantae, Streptophyta, Magnoliopsida, Rosales, Rosaceae.